Molecule: messenger RNA, 907 nt
Organism: Penaeus chinensis
Lineage: Eukaryota; Metazoa; Arthropoda; Malacostraca; Decapoda; Penaeidae
Exons: 4
Coding region: 278-907 (209 amino acids)
Source: RefSeq, a predicted model, not a curated record
CGACCGCGAAGUGAAGCAGAAUUCCCUUAGUGCAAUAAGUGAUUAGAUCAAACUCUUGCCUGACCUGUCGCGGUGCAUUCAUGGACUUUUAAGAUACGGAUUUGCGGAUCAGACUUAGUGUUGACCGGGUCGCCCAGCCCCACCCCCCAUCCCCGGAAGCAGUGUCCUUGCGAUUCAAAGGAAAAGAACAGGAGCGAGAGCCUCCUCGCAAUAGUGCCCCCAAGGGCCCGGCGCCACUGCAGCCUCGGACGCCCGCGAUGGUGGUGAAGUAAGCGUGAUGCCGACGCCGCCAGCGCGACGCCGCGUGCACCCGGCGGUGGCUGUCCGUCGGGCGCAGAGCGAGCGCCGAUACCUCAGCCCCUGGCAGGCGGGGGCGGCUCCCCCCCUGUUGCACGUGCCCCCCGGCAGCGGGUGGGCGCGCUUUGAGCACCACCAUGCCACCCGCACCGCCUACAUCCCGCCCCUGCACCCACGCCUCUGCCACUCACAGGGCGUGGGCCGCCCCAAGGUGGUGAUGGGCGUGCGCGAGGUGUGGACGGGCACCGUCAGCUACCACCCAUGUGCCUCAAUGUCGCGGGCGCAGCUGCCGCCCCUCGCCCUCGGCUCGCCGCCCGCCGUGGCCGCCCCGCACACCCUCCUGCCGCCGCCCAUCACGCUCGAGGACAGGUUGGCGCAGGACAGGCUCACGGCCUUCCUCGCCGCCGAGUCGCUGCCGGAGGCAUCUAUCGUCGCCCCGCGCUUCCAAACCUCGUCAGCUGCCCAGUGGGUCUCGGGUGCCCUAGACACCCCGGGGCCACUUCCUUCAAGGCGGCUUCCCACGCCUUGCCGCUUCCUCUUAGAAUCCUCAAGACUCCCUGCUGAGCGACCUAUACCCCUCCGACAGCUGUUUGUCAUUAGGUUUCUUUAG